AGUUAAUCGAUCGUUCGGGAAGAACGGGAAGAAGAAUAAAAAAAAAUGUUAUUGCACGCGGGUCAUUCUAGAGCUCCUUCAAGACGGCAUUGCACUUGGAGAUAGUUCGAUUUAUACCAAAGAGCGGCAGCGAAUUUAUGUUGAAGAGAAGCACAGCCGAUCAAUACGACAUGGUUCCGCGCCUGCAGCGUUGGUGUUAACAAAAGCAAACACAAGAAGCUCCGAGCAACGCCCACGCCGGACGUGCGCGUAUUAAUAGCGCGCACGGAAAAGUGAACUACAAAACAGAAACGCUUUCGAUUCUGUACAGACUGUAGUGGCUGAGCGAAUUGCAUCAGUUUCGUUUUCUCCCACGCGCCGCUAGAGGAUGCGGCGGCAGCCCGAAGAGGCUGCAAAGGCUAGCCUCGUCGCCACUGCCUCUCGCAACGGCGGCAGCAUUCUCUGCGCCGAGGGUAAGGCUUCCCCGACCGGGGCUGGAAGCGGCGGCCCCAUGGCGCACCGCCCGCCGCCCGAGGAACGGCUCUUGCCCAACGGGAACGUGUGUCACUUCGCAGGCUGUGGCUGCGACGGGGGCGAGAUUCGCGCCGCCCUCAAGGAGUGUGUGUCCAACAUGCGUCAGCAACAGCAGCAGAAUGUCUCCAACAACUGUUCAGCGCAGUGCGGCUGUCCGGUCCUCAUACGCGGCCACUGCGAACAUCAGGCAGCUCGAAAGCCGCUGAAAUCUCUGCUGAAGCGGCGUGACCCGAACCGGCCCCGACGAGGAUGUCGGGUCAGGUUCAGCGAUACGCUUACGGUAUUUUCCGAGGAGUACCCGGAGGCUCAGCUCUAUGUGGUGCGGACUGCGGAACUGACGUUUGCUGAAGUGUGUUCUAUGUACGAGCCUCCCCCGGAGUACCGGGACUUGUUACCGUUCGAGCCUCCGGACGGGUACCGGGACGAGAGCGGGUAUCUUGUGCCGUUUCGUAAGGAGGCGUCCGUGGAUGGAGAGGUGGGCAGGAUACCGCCCCCUCCUCCUUCUUUAGUCCCUCAGGGAAGGUUUCAAAAGGCUUCAUCCACGACACAGACGUCGGCUGGUGGGCAGGAGAAGGUAGGUGCUGAAAUUAAGGUGAUCGAGCCGACGAGGGUUCAGGUGGAGGUUGUGGAGAACAUCAAAGUUUACCUCGAGGAAGCGCCGGAGGAGCCUCCUCGUCAAAAGUCACCCCAGAAGGCGGUUCAUCCUCAGGUUGUUAAUGAAGUACAAACGCGUGAGCAGGAACUAAAGGUAGAUGACGUGCCUAAGGAAAACGUUAUGAGUACCACAGAAAACGAAACGAGAACUGAUAGUGUCGAAGCGGAACCCGUGGUCGAAGAGGAACCGUGCGUUGAAGACACGAAAGAAGACCCCGAAGUGUCUGGUAGCCCGCCCGUCAUCAUGGACGAAGACGAAGUCAUUUUAUUAGAGCUAAAGAAGCAGUUGGAGUGUAAUGGGGACAUGGAAGCUGACUUGUCAGAACUGCUUCCGCCUGGUCACGACCAGGACAUCCUUCUAGAAGGCACAAUGUGCGACAAGUCUCAGGACAAAGAAAUCAACAUAGAUGUGGAGGAACAAGAAGAAGAAGAAGACGAGAAAAUGUUAAACGAAGAAGGUCCUCCUCGGAUAAAGACGGAUGAUCGUCAAGAUGACAGCGAUUCCAGUGGCGACUCUCAAGACACUAUAAUACUGAUGACAGCGGAAGAGAGCAAAAAGAACGAAGAGCAUAUUCAGGAGAGCAACAGAAAGUACCAGGGAUUCCGGAGUCGAGUGCUCAUAGUAGGAGACAGAAGUCCUUCCGAUACGAGUUCUGUGUCCAGCUCAAACUCACAGGACAGCGAUGCUUCCAUCAGGUCUUCCGAGACGUCUUCCUCGCCGUCUUCUUCCACGACAGAAGAUCGGAGCGAGUCACCUUCUGGAAUUAUGAAAUGCACCAUAGAAGAUCUGUCCGAAGAAGACAUAUAUGGUGGUAUACCGUGCUCCAAUUCGGAAGUCCGAAAGACCAUAGAAAGAACUGCGAUGCGCAGAAGCUUGACACGGGUGACCGACGUGCGCAAGCGGUUCGUGUCCACUCCCAACCUUGCCAAGUCGCCGACAUCUUCCAGCGAAGUGUCUUCCUUAGUCGAGAAGCUGAGAUGGCUGACCUCGCUUGAAGACGAGAACCCGCCCGGGGAUCCCAAUAAUGGAGACACCGAAAGGAAAGGUCCCGUGGGAUCGUACUACGGCCCUCCUCAGGAAGCGUUCCUCCAGGACGCUGGUCGACCAUUACCCUCAAGUGCCUACACUCGUACGCACCCGUCGUUCUUCCAGAGGAACGGACUGGUCGGCCAGCAAAGACCCGCAUCCUUUUCCACCUUCAGUGAUGCCAGGGGAUCUCCUACUAUGGUACCGGUAGCCGCUCGAGAUUAUCGCAUGACCCGGCGAGUCCCUGGUGAGAACCAUCCCCAACAGAACCGCGUCCCGCCUCGUCCAUUACCACCCCAACCACAACAGCAAACACAACAGCCGCCUCAACAGCAACAACAACAACAACAACGAGCUCAACCACCGACACCGCCGCAGAAGCCAGCACAACCGCCCGCCAACCCGCCUGGUCAACAUGAUGAACUGGAACGUUUCGUGCAGCAAGACAUGGAGCGGACAGAACGAAUCCGAAAACGGUACAGUCUUUCGGAAGAGGAGGAAGACCCGUCUUUCGGAUUCGCCCGCCGCCCCUCAGUCCGAGGUAUACGACAGAGGUUCGGAUCGCAGACGGAGCUACCGAAGGACAUCAGCGGGCACCCGGCCAUCAACGUACCUGGAAGUCACCUGUCGUGGUCGCACCCGGUUGACCUCUCGCCAUUACCGCCGAAUCACAAGACGCCUCAACAGGUCAAAGUAAUGCUUCUGCCGCGAGUAGCUGAAGAAGAAACCCACACCUCGGGAGCGGACCGGAGAAGCUACGGUUCUGCUGGAGACAUCGCCACGUUAACACGCACACGACGCAUGUAUCCUCCGACGUCCUCAGCAUCUUCCGCAACGUCGACGACAGCUUCUAACGCCAAAGAUGAGCGAGGGGUACCUGAAGGCGCCAGUUCUCCCAAAGUGACCUCAGACUCUGUCUACCAUGUUCAACAGACAUUGACGCCGGCUGUCACGGAAACGCCUCAAGGAAUAGUCUACUACUCGUUGAAUGUCUGACGUGACGCAGGCUCGGUGCAGUGAGACUCUUAGGCUCCGUUUUAUCCUAUAGAGACCUCGAUAGUGUAUAAAUAAGGCCAUCGGAAUGGAUAUGUGUGAAACGCCUGUUUCGUUAGUAUUGCUCUGUGCCGCGUUGGCAUGUCAUGGAGCGUCGACAUCACCUGGUGAGAAGCCUGUGUAGCGAUGUGAAUAUUUUUAGUGGAACCGUUGUCCUUACGACUUUCGAUGGAUUUUAGGGUUAGCGAGUCUCUUAUUCUCUCUCGCUCCUAUUUAGCAGGGUGUUUUCAUUUUUUUAGUUUAAAAAAAAGCCGCAGAUCGAUCUUUGAACUCGGUGUGUGUACAUAGUACCCUAACGAAUUAUCUGAACGCGCAAGGUCAUUGGUGUGGUGUUUCCAAAGUGUUGCCACCGUAGAGGAUUUGUUGGCCGCGAGGCAUAGUCAACGUUAUUUGGAGCGGCGCCCCCUGUUUGCAGAAGUGAUUGUUGGUUGUGUACAUAUGUCGGGUUUUUUGAGAAAGAUAUGACGAGAGGACUUCACCGUGUACAGUUUCCGAGAGUUUUACGACCAGAAGGAAUAAAUGCGCGAUAUAUAAAGAGAUCCAUAAAUAUAUAUAUAAAUAUAUACAUAAAAUAUACAUGAUGUUGUUGGAAUAAACUAUAUAAAGUUCA
Molecule: messenger RNA, 3857 nt
Organism: Ornithodoros turicata
Lineage: Eukaryota; Metazoa; Arthropoda; Arachnida; Ixodida; Argasidae
Product: mediator of RNA polymerase II transcription subunit 1.1-like
Exons: 1
Coding region: 368-3190 (940 amino acids)
Source: RefSeq, a predicted model, not a curated record